CUCGUCAGAGUAACGGAAAGAACUGACAUACGGACAAAGCAGACCCAGUUUCGGACUCUUAACUGACGUCGCAGUAAAACAGCACGCACGUCGACAAUGCAUGCAGCAACACUGUGCCCCUGCGCAGUUCGUGCUUUUAAUGCUGCACAGCAACAAGCAAUGCCCCACAGCUGAAUUCUUGCUCUCUGCAGCGGCAACACCGGCGGAACGCCCAUGUACUUGCCUGGACAGACCUGCAGCGAGUGUCCGGCGGGCAGCUCCUGCAACCCAGCCACAGGCCUUUGCAGAGGCGGCGGAUCUGGACCGGCACGACGACCAGUACAACCACCUGUACAACCACCGGUACAACCACCUGUACAACCACCUGUACGACCACCAGUACAACCACCAGUACAACCACCAGUACGACCACCGGUGUCACCACCUAUACAACCAUCGAAUGCAAAGAAGCGUUCGUUCACUACCGGUAGGCAGCAUCAGUAGAGAGAAACCAAAUCGAAUCCUGGACGCCAUGUACCGACCGGAAGCGGCCACUGGUCUCUUCCUGGUCCUCAACGUGAUUUAUUUGGUUCGCCUGGGCCCUGUGGACGCCCUGAUUCAGGCCAGGUGCCGUCCUGAGUACCGGAACCUCCCGAGCGGCGUCACACACACCGCCUGCAAGGGUCCGAACCCUCGCUGCACGCUCGACAGGGCACUCACUGGGUUGAGCCCGCAGGUCAAGCAGCAGGCCCUGCAGGUGCACAACGACUACCGCUCCCAGGUUGCACAGGGCCGACUGCAGCAUUUCCCGCCAGCGAAGAACAUGUACGAACUGGAGUGGGACGACGAGAUGGCCGAGGUCGCGCAGGCUUUUGCCGAACAGUGCGACCACACCAGUCACGACCACCCCGAAGCCCGAACGACAAGUAGGUUCAAAGCUGUGGGACAGUGCUUCGGCUGGGCUGACGAUCCAGUCAAGCAGACUGUCACGGAGGGCAAGACGUGGGCCGACGACUGGUUUAUUGAAUACCGCGACUACAACCCGAACAGGGUCGCUUCCUUCGAUACCAGUGACUCCAGGGGUGUCGUAACUCAUUUUACGCAGAUGAUAUGGGCAGAAACACGGUACAUCGGCUGCGGAUUCAGCAACUUCUACCAGGGCAACCGAUAUACAAGAAUCUUCGUUUGCAACUAUGCGCCAGCUGGCAACACCGGGAGAGAGCCCAUAUACUUGCCUGGGCCGACCUGCAGCGAGUGUCCGGCUGGGAGCUUCUGCAAUCCAGCCACAGGCCUUUGCAGAGGUGGUAGAUCUGGACCAGCACGACCACCAGUGCCACCACCGGUGCCACCACCGGUACGACCACGACCACCUAUACAACCACCGGUACAGCCGCCACCACCCCCAGUACAACCACCGGUACGACCACGACCACCUAUACAACCACCGGUACAGCCGCCACCACCCCCAGUACAACCACCGGUACGACCACGACCACCUAUACAACCACCGGUACAGCCGCCACCACCACCAGUACAACCACCGGUACGACCACCACCUCCAGUGCAACCACCGGUGCCACCACCAGGACGACCAGGACGACCAGGACGACCAGGAAGACCAGGACGACCAGGACGACCACGACGACCACCUAAGCAACCACCGGUGCCACCACCGGUACGACCACCACCUCCUGUGCAACCGCCGGUACGGCCGCCACCGCCACCAGUACAACCUCCCGAGGGCUUUCCUGACAGGAAAGGGACUCCGGAUCCAAAAAGCGCUGGCAGUGAUACAACAUCCAUCCCUCCUGGUGAAACCAGAGGUGGAGGAAGUGGAGGAGGAAGUGGAGGAGGAGAAGGAGGCGGCGGCGAGCCAGCCGGCUCGGACGGUGCCGCCGACGACGACGGAACUGCGGGCAUGGGAUUCACACUAUGGGCCGCUGGCGCCUUGUUCGCCUCAUUCCUUUUGGGCGCCUGCGUCGGCGGCAGCCUCGCCGCUCUGCGCACAGACAGCGGAGGCGACUACGGCGGUGGCGCCACAGCCGACCCGAACGUGGGCACCACCUCGACCGCGAGCUCUAUGAGCACCGCCUUCGGCUAGUGCGGCGACGUCCAGCGGAGAGCACACGGAACUGUCGUAGCCGAUAACUGUCUCAGUUUCUCUAUGCGUGCUUAGUAGAUUGUGCGUGCAAGUAUAAGAAUGCGUGCAUGCUUGUUUGUUUCAAAAGCCGUACAUAAUGCGAACCAGACGGGAGUUUCUUGCGCCCUCGGCCCCCCGUUCGUGCAUCAUCUGGCACAGCGCACUGCCGCCGUCCGGAACUCCUCUCGACAGAUCCGUGCUCGUCACCUGGGCGCCUCAUAAUAAAUGUUGCGAGCUCCUAUUUGUGUACAUGUGCGCGCGCAUAUGUCCAUACGACAAAAAAACGGGCGGCCAUGUUCGCCAGCCAGAAAACUUUAGUGGAAGUAGAAACACGGAAAUCCGCAGACGACAGAUGAAGACCUGUGUUUCGUCACGCGAGAGAAAUGUUAAGGGCCAUUGUUGGCAGCACAAUUUAGUACCACUCCGGCAAGCUAGAAAUGAAUGACUGCGUCUUCGUCCAAAACUACCUUUACUCUAACAAGCGAAGAAUUCUUGAGAAGGCUCGUGCAGAGACCUUAGACGACGUAGUUUGCUUACAGAGUCCUGCUGCGAAGGAGGGAUGGUGAACAGACCGCCGUUAACAAGCUCAAGCAGUGCAACUAGGCGUUAUCGGCUUGACGUUGGU
Dermacentor andersoni is the source of this 2744-nucleotide messenger RNA. The record is from RefSeq and is a predicted model, not a curated record. NCBI's taxonomy places the organism in Eukaryota, Metazoa, Arthropoda, Arachnida, Ixodida, Ixodidae.